Molecule: messenger RNA, 1772 nt
Organism: Hydra vulgaris (swiftwater hydra)
Lineage: Eukaryota; Metazoa; Cnidaria; Hydrozoa; Anthoathecata; Hydridae
Product: conserved oligomeric Golgi complex subunit 8
Biological process (GO): intra-Golgi vesicle-mediated transport
Cellular component (GO): COG complex
Source: RefSeq, a predicted model, not a curated record
UUAUUAGAAACUAACCAUUAUUUGAUAAAUAAUUAAUAGUGAUUAACUUUAAAAUGAUGGUAGCAGAAGAGCAUGUGGAUUUUUCAUUUGAAACUAUUGCUGAAGAUCGAUCAUUAGUACAUUUCUUGUUGAAGAACAAAAAUGAAUUAGAUGAAGAUGAUGAAAGUUUUUGUCAGCAAUAUAUAGAAAAUCUUGCUUCAAAUGGUUUAUCAAAUUUAUCAAGUAUUCCAGAAAGCAUAAAUCAAGAACGAAAAAAUGUUACAAAGAAGACACAAUCUCUUGCAUUUGAAAAUUAUCAAACAUUCAUUCAAGCUGCCGAAUGCUCCUCAAAAGUUUAUAAUGAUUUUAAUAUUAUGGAAAGACAUUUGAACUCAACAUUGGAAAAAUUACCCCAAUUUAUAGAAAAGCUUAACUCUUUUGAAAAGUCUUCAUUAAACAUUAACUUAUGUCGAAAACAAAAUUCAUUGGUGUUAUCAAAACAUACACAGCUUCUUGAAAUAUUAGAAGUCCCUCAGCUUAUGAACACUUGUGUUCGAAAUGGUAACUAUGAAGAAGCACUGGAUCUUAUGAGAUUUGUUCGGGGCCUGGAGAAAAAGUUUUUUUCCAUUCGAAUUCUAGUGGAUAUUGGAUCCAAGGUAAAUAGUUUUACGCAACUUAUGUUGAACCAGUUACUAGAGCAGCUUCGUGAUAAUAUCCAGCUUCCUGCUUGUUUAAGAAUUAUAAGCUAUAUUAGAUUGUUGGAUGUUUUUUCUGAAUCUGAACUCAGGCUAACAUUUUUGCAAGCAAGAGAUUCUUGGUUAAAGAGUUUGCUGCUGGAUAUACCGCAAAAUGAUGCUUACACAUAUCUUGUGAAAGUAAUAGAAGUGAAUCGUGUGAACUUGUUUGAUAUAGUUACUCAGUAUAAAGCUAUUUUUUCUGAUGGGCAUCCUAGUUAUUCAAAAGAUAAAAGCUUUAUACUUCAGUCUUGGAUCACAAGAAAGAUUUCAGAGUUUGUAUUAGUAUUAAGCAAGAUGUUAACACCAGAAUUAAUUUGUCGUAUGGAAUCAAUAUAUAGUCAUUGUAUGUAUUUUGGUCUUUCAUUUAGUCGUAUUGGAGCUGAUUUUAGAGGGCUUCUUGUUCCCAUUUUUCAAAAAGUGAUUCUUCACCAUUUCAAACAUACUGUUGAUAUUACCACAACCAGGUUUAGAGACAACAUUCGUGUUUAUACAACUUUUGACCAUAAAAGAAAGGAAAAUGAAAAAAAACUGUUCAAAAGUGAUUCUUUUACACCUCCACAUCAUCUCCUGUGUUUUCCGCCAAUUGUGUUUUAUACAAAUGGUAUUUUAGGUGCUUUUAAUGAUUUAAGACAGUUUCCAGCUCUCUCUUUUGUUUUUAUUAUUAAGAAAAUCAUUCAAAGUUCGUUAGAAAAGUCAAUGUCAGCACUUGAAGAGUGGGCAAGGUUGGAAUCUCAAUCAACCAAAAAUAUUGAGGAAAUCAGAAUACUUUGUCAAAUGAUUUGUAUGCACUUUCUACCAUUUAUAAAACAAGCAUUUGAAAUGUUUUUUCCUGCAAUACAAAUGAGUGAAAUGAUUGCUCGUUUACCUUCUAGUCAAGGAACACAGUUCUAUUCUUUGGAUAUCAAAUACUUGCAAAAUUAUUUAAAAGACUUUGUGGAUAUUUCUACUUUAAAUGAAGACGUUUUGAUUGGAAUAGAAUCAAAUAAAGAAACAAUUGGAAUAGAAUCAAAUAAAGAAAUGAUUAUAAUAGAAUCAAAUAAAGAAUAAGUUAUAAUA